Sungouiella intermedia is the source of this 267-nucleotide messenger RNA. The record is from the annotation of a GenBank genome assembly. NCBI's taxonomy places the organism in Eukaryota, Fungi, Ascomycota, Pichiomycetes, Serinales, Metschnikowiaceae.
AUGCCGUCCAAGCUGUCCAUGGAGGACCGAAUUUUGGCCCUCAAGCUUCGUCGUCUUGAGCAGUUGAAUGAGAAGUUGAAAGAGUCACUCAAGAAGGACCGCAUUCCCGCGUCGCGUGCUGCUGCUCUCAUCAUCGAGACAUCUCAGGAUAUAUCUGAUCCGCUUGUGCCUUCAGUAUGGCACUUGCCUCCAGAACAGAAUCGUUACCGAGUCUACCAUGACUUGUGCAACAGACCCACACUGGCAGGCUGUUGUACCGUUGUCUGA